Molecule: messenger RNA, 1227 nt
Organism: Drosophila serrata
Lineage: Eukaryota; Metazoa; Arthropoda; Insecta; Diptera; Drosophilidae
Product: Odorant receptor 65c
Biological process (GO): detection of chemical stimulus involved in sensory perception of smell; sensory perception of smell
Cellular component (GO): plasma membrane
Molecular function (GO): odorant binding; olfactory receptor activity
Source: RefSeq, a predicted model, not a curated record
AUGGACAAUCUACAACGUUUUCUACAAUUUUAUAAGAAAGGAUGGAACGCAUUUUCAAAUCCACAAGAAGAUCCACUGCAUAUUUCUACCUACUUUGCUCGAGAGCAGAUGAAGGCAUUGGUAUUGUACACAACCUCUGUGGAACGCAGUCUGCCCUACCGAUCCCUUUGGCAUUCUUUUAUGGUGCUUAUAGUGUCUUUAGUUUUCUCGGCAAUGUGUUAUGGCUUGACGGAAUCCCUGGGAGACUUGGUGAAUUUAGGUCGCGAUCUUGCCUUUAUUAUUGGGGCAUUCUUUAUUUACUUCAAGCUCGUUUACUUCCAUUGGUAUGCCGAUGGACUGGAUGAGGUUAUCGAUGACCUAGAGGCAUGUCGUCACUGGUUAAGAGAAGGUCCUGGUUCCGCAGAGGCUCGGUCAGUCAGACACUGGCACUUUUUGGUGAUGUUUCUGUUGCUCGUUGUUUGGUCGUUUUUUAUGGGAAUGUUUGUGAUAUUGCUUGACACAUCACCGCUGUGGGUGGCCCAGCAGAGCUUGCCCUUCCACACGAUUUAUCCCUUUGAAUGGCACAUCAAAUCCAAGCACCCCAUAGCCCACGCCCUUAGCUACGUGACACAGGUCCUGGUACUCUCCUACAUCCUUAUUUGGCUCUUGGUCAUUGAAUCACUAUCGUUGUCUAUAUAUUUUGAGAUCACUUCUGCCAUCAAGGUUCUGUGCAUCGGACUUCGUCACCUGCCUGAAAAGUGUCACGGCGAUAGUAAGCUAUUGAACAGGGAAGUUAUCCGAUUGGUUGGGUUCCAUCGGAAAAUAAUAAGCAUCUUAGAUCGAACCAACGAGGUUUUUCACGGCACUCUUAAGAUGCAGGUGAUUGUCAACCUGUUCCUGGUAACCCUUUCGGUUUUUCAGGCCUUGGUUGCCCGAAAGGAUCCCAAGGUGGCCCUCCAGUUUGGAGUCCUCAUGCUGCUCGCCUUGGGACAUCUAUCGAUGUGGUCCAAGUUCGGGGACCUUGUGUCGCAUGAGUCCUUGGACAUUGCUCAGGCUGCUUAUGAGGCGUACGAUCCGUGCUCAGGAUGUGACAGAGUUAACAGGGACCUUUGUUUCAUAAUUCAGAAAGCGCAAUAUCCUAUGCAAAUGAGGGCAAGCCCUUUUCCGGCCUUUAAUUUAAUAAAUUAUUCGGCAAUAUUACAUCAAUGCUAUUCAAUCCUAACGCUGUUGCUAAAUACCAUGGAUUAA